Phanerochaete carnosa HHB-10118-sp is the source of this 416-nucleotide messenger RNA. RefSeq lists its product as uncharacterized. NCBI's taxonomy places the organism in Eukaryota, Fungi, Basidiomycota, Agaricomycetes, Polyporales, Phanerochaetaceae. The record is from RefSeq and is a predicted model, not a curated record. The coding region runs from base 73 to 405 and encodes 110 amino acids. The transcript has a single exon.
CCUUGUGCGCAGCAUCUUCAGGUGGUCCCAUCACCAUCCCUGCGUCAGGUUGGACCUCUAGCGCAUACCAGCAUGUGCGAACACCACCGAGCUCGACCCUCAUCGCUGCCCGACUAUCCCAGCUUGAACCACGGGACAGGCGCGAAAUGGGUCAAGCCGCUCACUCAGAACCGUCUCAACACCUUCGUGGGGGGUCAUUUCUCCGAUGUGAACCUUUCGUCCAUGCUCUUUACUCACCGAGUCGACGACUCCCAUCGUGUGAAGCUUGAGGUUUGGAGUGCACCGGGCCUAUCGAAGCCGUUGUUUCAAGAGGCUAUGAAGCAGAACUUCAAGCCUGCGAAGAAGGGGGACUCGUUUGGACCGUCCUGUAAGCUUUCUCCCGCGUGUUGGUGUCUGAGAUGCUGAGCUAUGCGCAG